GGGCUGGCAGCUCCCUGCUUGCGAUGAGUGGGCAUUUCAGCUCAGACGUAUCACUAACGCAAACAGCUGCCAUUCCCCCUCCGCAGCUCCAGCCUCCAUUUUCUUUGUAAAUCUCCUUUCCUCUGUCUCUCCCUCCCAUUCUAUGUGGAUCAUCUUUCUUUCCUCCAUUUAUUCUUUUUUUUUUUAUUGGGGGGUUUAUCUGCAAUUCCAUUGCCUCCUAAUUCUUAUGUUGCUUUGAACUGAUUGUCCCCCCCUCCCAGGGAUGAGAAUUUGCAAGAUGGUCAGGGUAGCGAGUGUCCUGGGGCUGGUGAUGCUGAGUGUUGCUCUCUUAAUAUUAUCUCUCAUCAGUUAUGUCUCCUUGAAGAAAGAGAAUAUUUUUACUACCCCAAAAUAUGCCAGCCCUGGGGGGCCGAGAAUGUACAUGUUCCACGCAGGAUUCCGAUCUCAAUUUGCCAUGAAGUUCUUGGACCCUUCUUUUGUCCCGAUUACAAACUCUCUCACACAAGAAUUGCAAGAAAAACCUGCCAAGUGGGUAUUCAACAGGACAGCAUUUGCACGGCAAAAGAGAGAGAUUCUUCAGAAUGUUGAUGUGAUCAGAAACUUCUCUCUGACCAAGAACAGUGUAAGGACUGGACAGCUGAUGCAUUAUGAUUAUUCCAGCCAUAAGUAUGUGUUUUCUAUCAGCAAUAACUUCAGAUCGCUGCUUCCAGAGACAUCGCCCAUAGCGAAUAAGCAUUACAACAUUUGUGCCGUGGUAGGAAACAGUGGAAUACUUACGGAAAGUCAGUGUGGAUCAGAAAUAGACAAGUCGGACUUCGUGUUUCGUUGCAACUUUGCCCCGACCGAGGCUUUCCAAAAAGAUGUUGGAAAGAAAACCAACCUAACAACUUUUAACCCCAGCAUCCUCGAAAAGUAUUACAACAAUCUGUUAACCAUACAAGAUCGCAACAAUUUUUUCUUGAAUUUAAAAAAACUUGACGGUGCCAUUUUGUGGAUCCCGGCUUUUUUCUUCCACACGUCAGCGACGGUCACAAGAACGUUGGUCGACUUUUUUGUCGAACACAGGGAGCAGCUGAAAGUUCAGUUAGCUUGGCCUGGAAAUAUAAUGCAACAUGUCAACAGGUAUUGGAAAAACAAGCAUUUAUCUCCAAAAAGAUUGAGCACGGGCAUUUUAAUGUAUACCCUGGCUUCCUCGAUUUGUGACGAAAUUCAUUUGUAUGGAUUCUGGCCGUUUGGAUGGGAUCCCAACACAGGAAAGGAUCUCCCGUACCACUACUACGACAAAAAAGGGACCAAAUUUACAACAAAAUGGCAGGAAUCCCACCAGCUGCCCGCCGAGUUUAAAUUGCUCUACAAAAUGCACAGAGAAGGACUGACCAAGUUGACAUUGUCACAUUGUGCCUAAGAACAAACAUGUAAAGUGCCAAGUGUUAUUAAAGUGCCCAAAAUGUAAUUGAAUAUUCUUCUGAAACUAUCAGUAUGUACUUCAUGACCUAGAAUGUACGUUAUUUUAUCUGUCUGUAGCUGGGUCAGCCAACCUGUCGCUCUUGGCUAAGGAUCUACAAUUCUCAUAUUCCGGGGUCAACAGCGAUGUUUUCUUUGACUAUAAUACUUUUGAUGCUUUAUCAGCCAUAUUCCAAUAAUGAAUUUC
Molecule: messenger RNA, 1651 nt
Organism: Spea bombifrons (plains spadefoot toad)
Lineage: Eukaryota; Metazoa; Chordata; Amphibia; Anura; Pelobatidae
Gene: ST8SIA3
Product: ST8 alpha-N-acetyl-neuraminide alpha-2,8-sialyltransferase 3
Exons: 4
Coding region: 263-1405 (380 amino acids)
Biological process (GO): N-glycan processing; oligosaccharide metabolic process
Molecular function (GO): alpha-N-acetylneuraminate alpha-2,8-sialyltransferase activity
Source: RefSeq, a predicted model, not a curated record